Messenger RNA from Brenthis ino (lesser marbled fritillary), 750 nucleotides. The record is from the annotation of a GenBank genome assembly. Lineage: Eukaryota; Metazoa; Arthropoda; Insecta; Lepidoptera; Nymphalidae.
AUGCAAAAUAUUGUUUUGUAUCAGUUGCUUCUCGUUCGAACAACACAGACCAAGAUGUUCAAAUUGGUGGUGUUGUGUGCUUUCCUCGCCGCGGUUGUGGCUGAGCCCAGUGCUACUUUCGUCGCGCCUUUGGCAUACUCGGCCAACUUCAUUGCACCAGCUACUACUACUAUCACCAACCAGGCCAGCAGUGUCGUCCAUCCCUUACCAAACCAGAUUUACUCCCGAUUCUAUCAGAUACCUUACUCCCCAGUGGCUCAUUUCAUCAAGAAACGAUCACCAGGAUUCCUAAACACAUUCAUCGCACCAUCUUCAUAUAUUGCCCAUACACCAUUGGCAACUACCUACGCUGCUGCUCCCCUGGCCACUACUUAUGCUGGAGCUCAUUUGGCGGCAACCUACUCUGCGCCAAUCUACACUACAGCCGCGCACUUAAUAAAGAAGAGAUCUGCUCCAUUGAUUGUACCUAGCACAUACAUUGCGCCAUCUUACUCUACUCCUUUGGUGACAUCAACAUACACAGCCGCUGCACCUAUUCUGUCGACGCCAUACUUCGCAAGCGCGCCUUUUGCCUACACGCACUUAAUCAAGAAACGUUCAGCACCAUUGUUAUUGACAAGCUACGCGGCACCAGCGGCCUAUUCCCACCAGUCCAGAAUAGACGUCAAGAGCUCUCCUGCUGCGAUUACAUCUUUUGCCUAUUCUGCUCCACUAUCAUACGCUAGCCCAAUUGCCAUUUCACAUGUCUUG